Molecule: messenger RNA, 1958 nt
Organism: Pungitius pungitius (ninespine stickleback)
Lineage: Eukaryota; Metazoa; Chordata; Actinopteri; Perciformes; Gasterosteidae
Gene: rcn2
Product: reticulocalbin 2
Exons: 8
Coding region: 128-1069 (313 amino acids)
Cellular component (GO): endoplasmic reticulum
Molecular function (GO): calcium ion binding
Source: RefSeq, a predicted model, not a curated record
CUCUAGGGUGAAGAGCAUUUGGGUCGACAUUUGCACAGAGGAGUUUUUAAAAACAAACGUAAGUUCCCCCACGGUCUUAACAGCUCCUUCCAUUUUAAAUAUAACAACCGUGUGACAGGUACAUAAGAUGGCGUCCUCUGCAUUGUGGGUAAUACUGGCACUUCAAUUUGGAUUAGGACAAAGCUUGCGUAAGAAUCUCCAUGAUGAUCAUUAUGUUGGCCAGCAGCACAACCCUGAACAUGACUUGAACAUCCUCCUGGGAGAUGAGGACACCGAGGAGAUAAAGCAACUUAGCCCAGCACAACAGAAGAAAAAGAUGAUGGAAAUUGUUAAGCGUAUUGAUACAAAUGCUGAUAAUCAGCUAAAUGCGGAGGAGAUCACGCUGUGGAUUCAGCACGUCUACAGAAAAUAUGCUCUGGAUGACGCCAAGGAGCGGUUCCCUGAGUUUGACAAUGAUAAAGACGGUGUUGUGACAUGGGAGGAAUACAACAUGGUCGCCUAUGACCAGCUUAUUAGUUUAGAUGAGGACGCUGUUCUGGAGGAUCCAGAGCAAGAGUCCCUCAGAGAACUCCACCUGAGGGAGAAGAGGCGCUUUGACUUUGCUGAUGUGGAUGGCACAUCUGGGCUCAAUGUGACGGAGUUUCUUGCCUUUACCCACCCAUCUGAAGUGGAUCACAUGGCUGUGAGAAGAGACUUUGCCAUUGAAAAUGUGUUAAAUGAAUAUGACACCGAUAAAGAUGGACUCAUCAAUCUGAAGGAAUUUAUUGGAGACGUUCGUGGUGAAGAUGAUUCCCCUUCACAGUGGGAGAUUGAAGAAACCGUGCGGUUCCAAGACCUUUACGAUAAAGAUAAGGAUGGUAUGUUGAAUCGAGACGAGCAGCUCCGCUGGGUUGCACCUAACAGCUACGGCUCGGCAAGAGAAGAGGCUCUUCACCUCAUCAAAGAGAUGGACCACGAUGGAGACGGAAAGAUCUCCGUGGCCGAAGUCUUGAAGAAUCAAGAAACAUUCAUGAACAGUGAAGUGACCGACUACGGCAGACAGCUGCAUGAGUCACAUGAUGAACUAUAACUAUACUUCAUGCUUUCUCAUUUGAUUUUAUGAAGAUGUGGUGUGAUUUGUUACUUUCACUGGAUUGAGUCAGUGGUGACUGACAACACCAGCACAAUACAACACACACUGUUCACAUCCCCCAAAAAGGCAAAUGUCAUGCAAAAUUGUUUCAACAUUCUGCUAUUUCCCUAUAAUUUUAGAAGAACUAGUCUUAUCUGUCAGCCAAAAUACAUAACAUUUCCACCUGAAAGCGCUAUAUCAUUUUCAGAGUCAGAUCCCCGGAUACAUGAUAAGAGAAGUAUUGAUUGAUUUGUGUCAGGGAAAACGUUGUAAACACACCCCGGUCAUGUCACAUGAAAGCGAAGGCAGACUGCGUGGUAAUGUAACCUAUGUUAUCCUUCGAAUGUAAAUAUUAUUCAAAUGGUCGCGAUUUUUAAGGAAGUAAGAAAUCAUUUUUAGUUAUAGCUAUAGAUUAGCUCAUUUUAAAUAAGACCUCUAGGGAGGGAAACAUAUUAGUUGAUGGCAGAAUCCUGUCGCAGCAGCUGGACCCUCAAUGAAAAUGUCAUGGAAAAGUCCUCAUAUAUUGAGAAAGUCUAGAAAGUAGUUGGAGCCCUACAACCAGGCACACGUUGCACAACUCUUAAAUGACCAUGGUUUCAUCAGACUGUUGAAGAGUUUCUAUGUUAGAUUCCAUAAGAUUGUGAUCCCGGUCCACUGCCUAUGUGAUUGUACCACUUUUUAAGGAGAACAAAUGUGGAGGUGUGACUAUCAUUCAGAGUUUUCCAUUCACACGUUCCAAAAGCAGUGACUCUAAUCUGACCACCUUUUUCAGUAACGAGUAGUCUAACACGUUAGUAUGUCCAAACGUCCAAACCAGUAAUCAGAUUAAAGUUACUUGUCUAAGUCA